AUGAGCUUGUCUCGGAUCGUUUCGCCCCUGGCGAGCAAGAUCCGCUACGACAUCGAGAACCUGUUCCACCACCAGUACGUUCACCAUCCUGUGUACUUCCGAGACACAAACCUCAAGCCGGGGGGUUCCCUCUACGCGGACAAGGAGCGAGCCGACGAGAUGCUGUACUUCACGAAGGAGAGCGCAAGGCUCCUGGACAACAUCCUUCGGAAGUGGAACGCAGAGAGGGACUGGAUCGAGUACCAGGAAUGGCUGGGGCUGCACAAACUGCGGAUCAUCGUGAGGAAGUGGGAUCUGACCAAGUCUGAGCGCGAAGCUCUGAAGACCUGGGGAGCUGCAUACUAG
Coccomyxa subellipsoidea C-169 is the source of this 345-nucleotide messenger RNA. RefSeq lists its product as hypothetical. NCBI's taxonomy places the organism in Eukaryota, Viridiplantae, Chlorophyta, Trebouxiophyceae, Coccomyxaceae. The record is from RefSeq and is a predicted model, not a curated record. Bases 1 to 345 code for a protein of 114 amino acids. The transcript is spliced from 4 exons.